GCCUCGUGUGCACGAAAGCAAAAGGACAAAAGCUCACCUGCCACUGCCAGCGUCUCUCUCUUCCUCCUCUUGCUGCAAGAGACACCAAUCUCCUUUUCUAAGCUUUGCUCGCUCCAUAUUUCCUCUUCUCUUUCUUCUUUCAUCCUCUCCAGUCUUCUGCCUUCUCUUUCAGUCGCUUCACUGCCAUCUUCGGCAUUGUGUCACUUGCGAGCAAAUACCAGUUGUUUGAGCCAAAUCCUAGUUGUUGUCAACUGGUUGCUUCAUCUGACCCUUUUCUCCCCUUUGCCUGCAAUGGCUGGGAGCUUUGAUGGGAGGACGCCAACAAGAGGUGUUGAGCAGGCCAUUGUUGCUCUGAAGAAGGGCGCACAUCUCCUGAAAUGCGGCAAGAGAGGAAAGCCCAAAUUCUGCCCGUUCAGGCUGUCUUCCGAUGAGAAAACAUUGGUAUGGUACUCCAAAGAUAGGGAAAAACAUCUGAGCUUAAACUCCGUGUCAACCGUAAUUCUUGGACAGAAGACUAUAAACUUUCUACGUCAGCGCUGGCCAGAGAAGGAAUAUCAAUCCUUGUCACUUAUAUACAGAAAUGGCGAAUGCUCACUGGACUUGAUCUGUAGAGAUAGAGAUCAAGCCGAAUGCUGGCAUCUUGGCUUAACAGCCUUAAUAUCAGCUCACAGUCCAUUUUCAUCAGUUGGGUCAAAGAGCGGUAGGCAGAUAACCAGUUGCACAAAUACUCCCCGCAGCUAUAUUCAGCGAAAGAGCAAGCUAUCAGCUGUGCACGACACACCAAGGCACAAACAGGUAUAUCCAUCGUAUGGGAGUCCUAAGAUGACACCAAAAGAUUUCUUUGGUAGUUACCUUGAUUGUUCGGAAGCAUUAUUUUACCAAAGACAGCAAACAUUUUCUGAUGUAGACUCUUACCUGGAGAAGCUUAACCCCAAGGUGACGAAUCCGGCAAGACAUGGUCUGAAGGACAUUUUGGUUGGUAACAAACAUAAGACACAGAUUACUCAAAAACCUAAUCUGAAAACAUUUGAAGUGCCCCGGGCAGCAUGCAGAUUGGAUUCUCUGAAUGAUGUUUUUCUCUGGGGCGAUGUUCUUGGCAGUAUGUUAGACAGUGAAGAUAUUCCAAAGGCCCUUCCGAGGUUAGUGGCAUCAACCACAAUGCUUGAUGUACAGAGCAUUGCUUGUGGGGAGAAUCAUGCAGCCAUAGUCACGAAGCUAGGGGAGGUCUUUUCCUGGGGCAAUGAGAGUAGCAGGACAUUGGGACACCAAAUAAAUGACAGUGUCUCGUGCCCUAAAUUGGUCGAGGCUCUUGCCUCUGUACAUGUGAAGGCUGUUGCAUUCGGAUCAAAGCACACCUGUGCAGUCACGGUUUCUGGCGAACUUCUUGAAUGGAGCGAAGGAGCUCAUAGGCUGGGUUUGUUGAGUAACUGGUACGAGAGGAACCAAUGGUCUCCCCAUAAAUUGUUCGGUCCUAUGGACAGCAUUUCUGUGUCGAAAAUUGCUUGUGGCGAGUGGCACACAGCGAUUAUAACAUCUUCUGGUCAGCUAUUCACAUAUGGAGAUGGAACAUUUGGUGUUCUUGGACAUGGGGAUAAACAAGGAAUUGCUCGACCAAAAGAAGUAGAGUCCUUAAAAGGGUUAAGAGUGAAAUCUGUGGCAUGCGGGCCAUGGCACACGGCUGCCGUUGUUGAAGUAACAAGCAGUUUCAACUGCAACGCUCCCAGUGGCAAGUUAUUCACAUGGGGUGAUGCAGAUAGAGGGAAGCUAGGUCACGCUGACAAAAAAAUUAAGCUUGUACCGACCUGCGUCGAUUUACUCACCAGCUAUGAUUUUCUUCAGGUAUCCUGCGGGGCAGCUCUGACUGUUGUGCUUACUUCUACUGGUGUGGUAUUUACCAUUGGAAGUUCCAAGCAUGGGCAACUAGGCAACCCACAUGCAGAUGGUGAAUCUAUUUGUACCGUUGAAGGAACACUUAAGAAUGAGUUUGUUAGAGAGAUAUCAUCUGGUUCUUCACAUGUAGCCGUGUUAACUUUGAAAGGACAAGUUUUUACCUGGGGUAAAGGUGCAGAUGGGCAACUUGGUUUAGGUGACUAUGACAAUAGGAGCUCUCCUACUUUAGUAGAGGCACUACAAGGUAGGCAUGUUCAAAGUAUAGCUUGUGGCUCCAAUUUUAGUGCCGCAGUCUGUUUGCAUAAGGGUAUGUCAGUAAAGGACCAAUCCAUAUGCAGCGGAUGCCAGAUGGCUUUUGGUUUUACUAGAAAGAAGCACAGCUGCUACAACUGUGGUUCCAUGUUCUGCAAUUCCUGCAGUAGUAACAAGAUUGCAAAGGCAGACAAGAACAGAAGAUAUCGUGUUUGUGAUGUGUGCUUCUGUCAGCUACAGAAAGUCGUGGAUUCUAGCAAAUUCAAGCCACAACCAAAGAUCAGCAAGGGAGACAUGUUUAGAGCAGAAAUAAAGGCAUAUACACCUAAACUGUCACGUUUAUUCAAGGAAGCAAACCUCAUUGUAGAAAAGAUGGCCGCAGUACAAGGUCCCAAUCAGAAAAAUGUGGAUUCUGCCAUUCCAAUUCAAGAAAAAACUCGAAGAUGGGGCCAAGUUGAGUGUCCUGGUCAAUUUGUAUCUGCACGAGAAAAUUUCAAGCAUCAGCCGAUAUCAAAUAACCAGAUGCACAGUGUAUCUUUUUCCCAAAGAAUGCAUGACUCUGUAGGGCUGAAGGUUGGCAACUCUUUGCGACGGUCUACUGAUAGCCAGAAAGAAGAAUUGACUAUGACGGAGACGAUGCUCAAGGAGGAAGUAAAACAGCUUCGCUCACAGGUCACUGCUCUUGGAGAACAAUGCCAGCAGAAAAAUCUUAUAGCCCAACUUUACAAACAAAGACUUGAUGAGACAUGGUUACUUGUUAGGGAUGAGGCGGCAAAAUGUAAAGCUGCAAAAGAUAUCAUAAAGGUUUUAACCAAUCAGUGUAAUGCCUUGUCAGAAAAACUUUCAGUUGGACAACAAUCAGGAAACUCAAAGAUCACACCUAAUAGCGUCCCAAGACGAGCACCUUCAACAGAUGUCGUUGUGCCAGCAGAUGGAUCAUUCAGUCAUCAUAAUAUCGCCAGAACAUUUGACAGCGAUGGAUAUACCACGGAAUCAAAUUCCACGGCUGCUCCAAUUGAUGGUCACCAGAAUAUCGCCAGAAAAUCUGACGGUAGUGGAUAUACCACAGAAGCAGAUUCCACUUCUGCUCCAAUUGAUGGCGUGAUCGAGCAGAUUGAACGUGGAGUGUAUGCUACACUUGCUGUAUCCCCAAGCGGACAGAAAGACAUAAGGCGAAUGAGAUUCAGUCGGAAGCAUUUUAGCGAGAAGCAAGCUCAACGCUGGUGGGAAGAGAACAUGAGCAAGGUAUAUGAAAAGUACAGCACCAAGAAAGCGGCUACACCAUCUCUGAACUGCCAUUUACGGUGACCAGCACAAGAAUUGUACAUGGGGGUAACCGGUGCUACCAAAUUGAACAGACCAAACUGAACAAUUGAGCAGUAUUCAGCAGGUAGGCGCGUAGCAUGAAGCAGCGGGAAUUUUGUAAACUGCAUAGUGAUCUAAUCAACUUUGCUUUGUACAAUGCGCAGUUGAACUUACUGUCAAUAUGCUUCCACCAGGAAGAACUGGCCAACUGGGUGGCGCCAUGGUUUGUUCCGUUUAUGUACAGAUUCCGAUAGGUUUGAUGUUGAUGAGAUGGGAACGCAAGGGUUUGGAUAUAUGGUUCCGGUUAGAAUUUGGGUUGUGGGCCUGAUCAACCAAAGACCAAUUUUAAUAAAUUCUCAAAAUUUCAAAGGACCA
Messenger RNA from Brachypodium distachyon (stiff brome), 3822 nucleotides. RefSeq names its product PH, RCC1 and FYVE domains-containing protein 1. NCBI's taxonomy places the organism in Eukaryota, Viridiplantae, Streptophyta, Magnoliopsida, Poales, Poaceae. The record is from RefSeq and is a predicted model, not a curated record. The coding region runs from base 292 to 3450 and encodes 1052 amino acids. Gene Ontology annotation, molecular function: metal ion binding. The transcript has 9 exons.